Babesia microti strain RI is the source of this 4800-nucleotide messenger RNA. Its product is annotated as LCCL domain-containing protein (CCp2). The transcript is spliced from 8 exons. The coding region runs from base 1 to 4800 and encodes 1599 amino acids. Gene Ontology annotation, molecular function: extracellular matrix structural constituent. NCBI's taxonomy places the organism in Eukaryota, Apicomplexa, Aconoidasida, Piroplasmida, Babesiidae. The record is from RefSeq and is a predicted model, not a curated record.
AUGCGAUUGUUCGUACUAACUCUAGUGCUAACCUUUUUUGCAACAAAUUCCACACAAUCACUCCCAGUUGACACUAUAAAAAACCAAUCUAACCAACCAAUCCAGCCUAAUUUAGCUGAUCAACCCAAUCAACUCUCAUCAGCUGACCAAUAUGACAUAUUGCGGACCAACUCAUCAACAAGUCGAUCCAAUACACCUAGUGAUGAUACUAGUCCUAGUGAUAAUGCAGUUGAUGAUAGCAAAAAUGAAUUAAUGGUUCAGGCUCAAAAUACACUGUUUACUGACCCAAAACCCUCGUCAUUAUUUGGUGGCCAAUCAGCCUUUGCAAGCUCCGUAUCUAGGGAAUUGGAAAACGGAAUACCGAAAUAUGCGGCUAAAAAUGCAUUAACCAGAGGCUCUAACUACUGGAAAUCUGAACAAAAUUUAACAGAUAAGGAUGAGGUGUCAUUUGUCGUGACAUUUAAGCUACUAAAGGUGGUGGGAGGCACCGAUAUUGAAUGGGUUAAACCACCAAUUACAUAUUCAAUUAGCUGUUCAAUUGGAAAAAAUGCUGGAAUUGAUCACUGGGAAACAAUCGUUACAACAAUUAGUGGAGAAUCUAGCUACACAAAAUUUAGUGACUUUGUUAGGUGCAGAAAAAUCAAAUUUGUUAUGGUACCAAAUGAUUUUGUUGCUAUACGUAGUGUGCGAUUUGUAGGGGAACCUGAUGCUUUGUUCAGGAUUCAAUCGGGUAUUACCAGCGUACAGGACAUGUGCCUGCAGGUGGAUCAGACAGGAGAACUCAUCUUAUCCAGUUGCAUAAUCCCAAUAGCAAUGAAUUCUGGCCUUGAUAUCUUCAAGUUCAACUCAAAUGGCCAAUUAUAUUCACCUAUAUUGGAUAAAUGCGUAGUAGUCAAAUCCAGCAAUGAUAUUAUUGACUCCACGAAUAAUGGUAUGGGUGAGUUGGUCAUGAUGGGUGAUUGCACUGAAUACCUCGAUAAGGGCGGAUCAAUAUGGCAUUUAACUCCUCAAAAUCAAUUAUCAGUCGACAAAUCCGGCGAUUAUUGCUUAUCGCAAAGGGGAUCAAAGGCAGGAUACAAUGAUGUAGCGAUGUCGAAGCUAGUGUCAUCAUCAGACGAUUCAGAUGAAUAUCCCCCUUAUAAUGCUGUAGAUGGAAAUCCCACGACCAAAUGGCAGUCACGGCCCUUUGCUACGGAAAAGCCCUCUAUUGUAACACUUACUUUAGAUCUAAUGGAGGCUUACAAGGUAGAGAGAGUUGAGAUACUAUGGGAUUCAGCGCCUUUAACCUAUGAAAUACUCAUAUCUAACGUCGGAGAUGGCGAUAAUGGCACUAAGGGCGAUAAUGGCACUAAGGGCGAUAAUGGAGUGAGAUACAAAUUCGAAAGCGUCGUAGAAGUGAAAUCCAACAUAUUAGUUCACACACACAAUGAAAUAGGAGGUAUAAGUUGUCAGUUUGUAAAGAUUGUGAUGAAAAAUGGCCUAUCUGAACCAUCUAAUUCUCAAUAUUCUUGUUAUGGGAUCAGAUCUGUUGGCAUUUUGGCCAACAGAUUGACCACUAUUGUCGAAGAAUGUUCAAUUGCCAAAAAGUCAUAUGAUUCCCGAGACAAAUACUUUCUUGAAUCUAUUCAUCAAGUGGAUUUACACAAACUGGAUAGCGUUAGAUCAAAAUUGAAUUCCUUGAUUGGAGACAUCGAGAACUUAUCAUCAAAAUUGGAACAUCUACCCAUCGAUUUAUGCAAAAGGGAUAUUCUACAGAAGAGUGAGAAGAUAGAAUUUUUGGAGAGAGAGUUUGAGGUAAUCACGCAGAAUCUGGACAAACUACAUUACUCAAAUCCCGUAAAAUCUACAACAUUGGGCAUAUCAUCGGAUAAUCCUGGACGGGAUUGUUUGGAAAUUAAGAAUAACAACCCCCAAAUUCCAUCAGGAUUUUACUACAUCAGGCAUGAAUGUGCCACCAGUGCUAUUAGGGUAUAUUGCGAUAUGAAAAUGGGCUUGACUUACUUAGAGCAGCAAAUUGACAUUGAUUCAGUAAGCGUUAACGAUGCGGUUAAUAUGUGUAAGGCUGUGGGAUUGGAUGUAGUUAGGAUAUAUGAUCCGGCACAGGUUAGGGCCAUUCAGCACAUGCUCCAAGUUAUUAGUGCCGACUCAGAUGCUCUAUAUCCCGUGGCAUUUAUAUCAGAUGGAAAAUUUAAAUCAUUAGACCUUAAUACAGACUCCACUGAGGCACUUGAAAAUUUGGUUAAUCAUAAUGAUGGUGAUAACACGAUAGCUGUGUCCCGUGAUGCUAUCAUGGGUAUCGAUUCUACCACUAAAGAAAUGGCCGGAAUUAUAUGCGGCUUCUAUGGGCAACCAAUGAAAUCCAUAGAUUGCGUCACGACGAUGAAGAGUCUCAGUCACACACUAGGCAAUGAAUACCUGUUCUCUUGUCCAUCUGAUUGUCCAAAGAAAUUGGAUACAGAUAAAUUUAGGCUAGUAGGUGGGUUCGAGGCCCUAACUACAAACACUGGUGUUCAUAAAGCUUUCGUGUUCACGAUGGACAGUCCGUUGUGCCUUGCGGCUGCUGUUAAUGGCAGCAGGUACAUAAGGACUAAAGUUAUUCAGGGGCUGGAAAGUUAUGGAGGAUUCGUCGCUAAUGGCGUUGUGGCUGAAGCGGUAGAGGGCCAAAGAGGGGAAUUUGCCGUGGAAAUAUUGGGCCUAUGUAGCAACAGCAAAUCGGAUAACAUUCUUAGUAGUGGAAACACUACAAUUGGCAAAACAAAAAUUAGUGGAACAAGUGAAAUACCUAAGGCUGCCCCCAGGAAGGAUACUGGCAUCGGAGAUAGCGCUAGUGAUGGAAAGAUGACAAAUAGUAACAACGUGCAAACAGAUAAUGAACUCGAUUCCACAAAUACAACCGACUACAAUAUUUAUAACCAUGAGAAUGAUGAAUAUUAUAACAACACAAAUACUCAGCGCCAAAUGGGAUUAUUAGUGAGAUUGUUCGAUAAAUCUAUCCAAGAAAUUAGCAACUCCUUCAUAAAUCUGCUAAGUACCCACGUCAAUCAUAUACUACACAACACCAGAAGCCUGUUAAUACCCACCCUCUUUGCAUACCAAAGAAAUGAUAAAAACUUGCUAAAUCUGGAAAGAAAAUUCACUGAAAUUCAAUCCAAAUUGGAUUUGGCUACUACAUACCUUGUCAAUAAGGCCAAGGAAUCGCAUGAUCAAUACAGGACUGUUAAACAGAAAUAUGACAAACACCAAUCGUUUCUCUCAUGGUCAAUAAAUCAGCUACAAAACUUUAAUAUGGAAUUUGGUUAUUUGGGCAUUGGCAUUUGGGAAGUGAAUGAUCAGACAAUCCAGUAUUUUAAUGACCAACAAACAAAUCCACAACAAUUGAAGGAUAGAUCCACUUCAAUUUGUGUCAAAAGGGACAAAAAUCUCUUUGAUUUCAUAUAUGUAGCCACUGUAAAGUUUGUAGGCAGCGGGUCUGCUGGCCUGGUCUUUAGAUUUCAAAAUCCAACCAAUUACUACUUGGUACAAUUGGUUCAGAAUGCGGACAAUGAUGGUGAAAUGUAUAAGAGAUUGGUGAGAGUUCAAGAUGGCAUUGCCCAUGAAUUAGCCCGUUUUAUCAAUAUUAAUGAACCCUCACCAGAUGACAACUCCAACGAAGACGUAACGAUCAGAAUUGAAGCUAGAAGAGAGAAAUUGGGAGUUAGUUUUUUGAAGCACACAAGUGAUAUAUAUUCAACUCCGCCCUUUGAUAUAAAUGUCAUUGAUGAUGGGCUGCUGAGUGGCACUUUUGGAUUUACGGCCAGUUCACUACCCAGAGUUACAUUUUCAAAUGUUAACAUCGAGGCAUUGAACUGCAUAAACAAUAUUUAUACAUCACCGAUUUCAAAAACCUGCACUACAUACAAUGUUGAAGACAUUGUUACCGACGAUUGGAUAUCACUACCUCCGGGGAAGGUUGAAGUGUCAAAUAUGCCAAUUUACUCGGCACAAUCUAGCGUAUUAGAAAAUAAUUUGGAUAAUAAACAUUUUUUUGGUGGGAAUAAGAUGAAAUCGUUAAUAAUGAGAGACCUUGGUGAUAACAGAUACUACCUUUUGGGAAACAGAAGAAGCUGCCUUUUCGGCGACUUCCACUUUCACAUCUUUUUACAGUGCACUGACGGUUAUGCAGGUGGCGUUGUCAGGUUUAGCAAUGCAAACAACUAUAUCACGUUUCUAACUUCAGCCACUAAUAGUAAAUUGAUGCAAGUUACCGACGGCAUUCCUUAUGAGCUAGCGACUUCUUCCAUUAGAUUAAAGAUCGGCCGAUGGUACAAAGUUAAGAUCAGCAUGACUAAACGGGAUGAUCAGCUUUAUAUCAGUGUGUUUAUGGACGAACAAUCACUAGCUGAUGAUACCACGCAUGCUAAUAGCAAUGUUUUCAGCAAAAGUACCACUAUUACUAGCAAGAAUAAGCACCAACUUUUUACAGUUGGUUUGACAAAUAGGGGCUGUAAGGCGGUAGCGUUUACCAAUAUUUCACUGGAAAGGAAUUCCAGUAAUGGUGCUUCCUCUUCUAAUAAUAAGUCACUCCUUGCAUUAAAGUUGUCGAGGGAAGGGGCCAAUUUGCUAUCAUUGUGCCUAGAGCAUUCGAUAAACGCUUGUGCUGGAGACGUGGAAUGUUGCAAGAAUUGUUGUAUCACAGCGCAAGGUUAUUCAACAAAGGCUGGGAAUGAGUGUGAAUAUUCCUGUGCCAAUGGUACAAUGAAAUCGUACAAUGACAAUGAAUCUGUUGGAGGAGACAGAAUAUAUAAUAAUAGCGAACUUUGA